Messenger RNA from Ilyonectria robusta, 5057 nucleotides. RefSeq lists its product as uncharacterized. Gene Ontology annotation, cellular component: plasma membrane. The record is from RefSeq and is a predicted model, not a curated record. The coding region runs from base 60 to 4781 and encodes 1573 amino acids. Gene Ontology annotation, molecular function: magnesium ion binding; ATP binding; ATPase-coupled intramembrane lipid carrier activity. NCBI's taxonomy places the organism in Eukaryota, Fungi, Ascomycota, Sordariomycetes, Hypocreales, Nectriaceae. Gene Ontology annotation, biological process: phospholipid translocation; post-Golgi vesicle-mediated transport; endocytic recycling. The transcript is spliced from 2 exons.
CCUCGUCCGCCUGCACCCAACUGCGUCCUCCUUCCCAAUGCUGAAUCGGUGGCCGUAACAUGGCCCGUAGCCGAAGCAACAACCCUGGGCGGCGAUUGUCUUCUUCUCGCGGCCGCAGCGCCGACGGCACCAACGACCUCGACGACUCGACCUCGCGCGACUUCCAAGACGCCGUCGACGACCUGUUCCCUCCCGCCCGGCCUGACAACUCCUUCUCUCGGCCCCGAACUCCGCGUCGCACCCACGGCGAAACCGGAAAUAACCACCCUCCUCUGCCUUCCGCUGCCGAUUCCCACCCAAGGUCCGCUUCUCAGCGACCCGACGACUCCUCUGCCCGCCCAUACGAACUACAUUCUAUCCCCUCCCGAACCGCCCUCCCGCCUCCGGAUUCCGUGGCGAGUGGUGACAAAUACUCUUCCGAAAAGGCCACGCUCACUCACACCAAGAUGGAGAAGGACUUCUCCAUCCGCGACGAUGUCAGGGCAUACCUGCGCGAGCGGAAGGCUCGGAAACUCGAGAAGAAGGCUGCCAAUAUCAAGACCACAUGGACGCAGCGCCUUGAACAAAUAUACGAAAAGCUGGUUUACGAGUUCGUUCUCCGGCACAGAAAACUUCCUCCUUCCGCCGAUGGUCGCCAUAUCCUGCUCAAUGGGUCCCGCCUCAUCGACGAACGCCGUAACGCUCCCUACCUCAGCAACUUUAUCCGAUCCAAUCGCUACACCGUUUACGAUUUCGUGCCAAAACAGCUCAUAUUCCAGUUUAGUAAACUCGGCAACUUUUAUUUCUUGGUGAUGGGUAUCCUCCAGCUGAUCCCUGGCCUCAGUACCGUUGGUCGCUGGACUACGAUCGCGCCCCUCGGUGUAUUUGUGGCCUUCAGCAUGGCAAAGGAAGGUUGGGACGACUACAGGCGCUACAGGCUUGAUCGGAUCGAGAACCGUAGCGAGGCAUGGAUCUUGGCUGAUGGCGUCGAUGGAAAGGUCAUUAAGCAUGCCGAGAAGAUGAUGAAGAAAGCUAAGAAGGAAAAGGAAAGCGAGGAUGGUGAAGGACAUAUGCUCGACGAUCUCGAAUUCCAGCGCCCUCGCAUCACGGAUAGUCCCUGGGUGUUAGUGGAGUGGCAACAUAUUCGAGUCGGCGACAUCAUCCGUCUACGUCGCGAUGAUGACGUUCCCGCUGAUAUCGUCCUCCUGCACGCCACCGGUCCCAACGGUAUCGCCUACAUCGAAACCAUGGCUUUGGAUGGCGAGACCAAUCUCAAAAGCAAGCAGGCGUGCCCCUUGCUUGCUGAACGAUGCGACACCAUUGAGAAAUUGCGUGCCGCCCGUGCCACCAUCAUCUCCGAAGACCCCAAUCUGGAUCUCUACAGCUACGACGGCAAGGUCACCGUUGGUGAUGAGACAAUGCCCCUCUUCCUCAACAAUGUUGUAUAUCGCGGUUCCACCCUCCGAAACACCACCGAGGCCAUCGGCAUCGUCAUCAAUUCGGGCGAGGAGUGCAAAAUUCGCAUGAACGCCAGCAAGAACGUGCGCGCAAAGAAGCCUGCAAUGCAAUCUACUAUUAAUAGGAUGGUUCUAGCGCAGAUUGUCAUUGUGCUGAUGCUCGCCAUGGGGUUGACCAUCGGGUAUUAUAUCUGGAAGAAGUCCACUGAGGACAAGUCCUUCUACAUCGUUCGGCGUGGGAUUUACAAUGGCACUGUUCCCUUCAAGAAUAUCUUCUUUGGGUACCUGAUCAUGUUUAACACACUCAUCCCUCUUUCGCUUUACAUCAGUCUCGAGAUCAUCAAACUUGGACAACUCCUGUUGCUGCAGGACCCUGAGAUGUACGAUCCAAUUACGGACACUCCAAUGGUGGCAAACACGACCACCAUUCUGGAGAACUUGGGUCAAGUCAAUUACGUCUUCUCAGACAAGACAGGAACUCUGACGGAAAACAUAAUGCGUUUCCGUAAGCUCUCCGUCGCAGGUGUGGCAUGUCUUCAUGACAUGGACCUCCAAAAAGACGAGCAUGCUAAGUUGAAGCGAAUUGAGGAGAUGGAGAAACCCAAGAAGGGCAAAGCUAAGGAAAAGGCCCAAAAACGAUCCACGGUGGCAACCAAGCCAAAUGGCGAUUACGAUGACGAAUCGGUCCCGGGAGAGGGCUUCCAGAAGCGACCGGGCCCCUCCCGGACAUCCUCCAGAUCUUUGUCUCGGUGGAGGUCUUCCGUUCGCCCUGAUGAGGAGUCGGAGAUGAAGACGGAGGAUUUACUCGACUACAUCCGCAGGAAACCCAACACAACCUUCUCUCGCAAAGCUAAGCAUUUCUUGCUUUGCAUUGCGCUCUGCCAUACUUGUCUCCCAGAGGUGAAGGAUAAUGGUGACCUCGAAUUCCAAGCAGCAUCGCCUGAUGAGCUGGCCCUCGUGGAGGCUGCCCGAGACUUGGGCAUUUUGCUGAUCGACCGGCCCGCUCAAUCCAUCAAGCUCCAGACUGUGGACGAGGAUGGUAGCCUACACACGGAAACAUACGAGGUCUUGGAUGUGAUUGAAUUCAGCAGUAAGAGAAAGAGAAUGACAAUCAUCAUCCGGAUGCCCGAUGGUCGCAUUUGCGUCUUUUGCAAGGGUGCUGACAACGUCAUCAUGUCCCGGCUCAGAAUGAGCCAGGUUGCUGAACAAGCGGCUCAAGAUAUUGGUCGACGGGCGAGCGUGCGGAGGAUGUCUGAGCAGGAUAAGAUGAAUCGCCGCAUCAGUGCGCAGGCCUCGAGCAACCCCGGUAGCCCACGAAACAGCUUCGCCCUAAAAAGGGGCGAAUCGUCGAAUCGGCGCGAGAGCCUCAGACUGAGCCUUGGGAGAAGAUCCACGGACCUCUACACAUUGACCCAGUCUCAGAUUGUUGCUUCUCCUCGAUCUCCCCGCGUCUCGGCGGAUUAUUUCAACCCAGCGAGCCCGAGGCACAGCCUUGGCCGUAUGCCGUCAUUAGAGGAUAUUGACCGGAGGAUCGAUGAAACUGUCGCGGCAAACGAGACUGCUGUCUUUGAAAAAUGCUUCCAGCACAUCGACGAUUUCGCAAGCGAAGGUCUCCGAACUCUUCUCUACGCCUAUCGCUACAUCGACGAGGAAUCGUAUUCCGAGUGGAAGGAACUUUACCGAGAGGCAGAAACGAGUUUGGUCGAGCGCCAGCAACGCAUUGAGGAAGCUGGCGAGUUGAUUGAGCAGGGCCUUGAGCUUGCUGGAGCCACAGCCAUCGAAGAUAAGCUUCAAGAAGGUGUCCCAGACACUAUUGACAAGCUGCGCCGGGCGAACAUCAAAGUCUGGAUGCUCACGGGUGACAAGCGCGAGACGGCCAUCAAUAUCGGACACUCUGCCCGUGUGUGCAAGCCCUUCUCAGAGCUGUACAUUCUGGACGCGACGCUUGGGAAUCUGCGAGAUACCCUCACCGUGACACUGAAUGAUGUUUGCCGCGGCAUGAUUCCUCACUCAGUUGUUGUCGUCGAUGGUCAGACCCUUGCGGCCAUUGAUGCGGACGAGGGUCUUUAUACUUUGUUCUACGACCUCGCUAUCCGUGUCGACUCCGUCAUUUGUUGUCGCGCCUCUCCAUCGCAAAAGGCCAACCUUGUGGAGUCUAUUCGCAAGCGAGUCCCCAAGAGUAUGACAUUGGCGAUUGGAGAUGGCGCCAACGACAUUGGCAUGAUUCAGUCUUCACAUGUCGGUAUUGGCAUUUCCGGCCGUGAGGGACUCCAGGCAUCCCGAAUAUCAGAUUACUCAAUCGCCCAGUUUCGCUUCUUGCAGAGACUGUUGUUUGUCCACGGUCGCUGGAACUAUCUGAGGACGGGGAAGUACGUGCUGGCGACGUUUUGGAAGGAGAUUCUCUUUUUCUUGGUCCAGGCGCAUUUCCAGAGACUAAACGGCUACUCUGGGACGUCGUUGUACGAGUCUUGGAGUUUGACCGUAUUCAACAGCGCCUUCACUUCCUUGCCAGUCAUCCUAUUGGGUAUCUUUGAGAGAGAUCUCUCUGCGGCAACCUUGCUGGCAGUACCCGAGCUGUACACUUUUGGACAGAGAGGUCUUGGAUUCAGUUACAUCCAGUACCUCGGGUGGUUGAUCAUGGGUGUGGCUGGCAGUUUUAUCAUCUGGUACUUCACGCAAGAGGUGUACUAUGGUUCUGGCUCCCCCGACGACACGAGCCUCUUCGCCAUGGGUAUGGUUUCCUUUACCGUCGCUGUGCUGUUCAUCAACAUUAAGCUCUUAAUUCUCGAGCUGCACAGCAAGACUAUCAUCACCUUUGCUGGCUUCUUUGUCUCGGUGGCUGGAUGGUUUCUCUGGAUGCUGGCGCUAUCAGGCCUCUACACGAGAAAGGUCGGCGUCUACAUUGUCCGAGAUGCAUUUAUCAAUAACUUUGGUCAUACGCUGCAAUGGUGGACUGCGGUUCUACUGGAGCUGACCGCGCUAAUUGUGGUGGAACUGGCGGUGCAGGCGGUUCGACGCGUCUACUGGCCUACGGACCAGGAUUUGAUGCAACGGCUCGAAAAGGACCACGAAGUCGAGAAGCUCUUUCAGGACCACCAGACUGAGCUUGAAGAUGGCCAAGCGGUGGGUGGCGGUGACGGUGCAGCCGAUACCAACGAAGAAAGGGGACGCCAGGAUCUUAAUGUCCCGCAACCAACUCAGAGCCAGGCUAGGAGCCCGAGGGCGAGCUUCCAGGAUCCCUCCAGGAAGCACGGUCGAGCGAGUCAUGACGACUAUAGACCGCACUUCACGGCAACGGCAGAGGAGCGCGAGGACCCUUUUGAAGAAUACGGCCGUGCCCUUUGAGAGGGACUGAUGGGUAGAUGAUUAUGAGAGCAAGGGUGCUUAUGAUAAUGGGUUCUGCCACUUCUCCUUUAAUGGGCGCGCGAGAAGAUGAUUGGGUCCUCUGGGAUCAGCCCUGUGAGUUUCGUACAUGCGUGGUGCACGGAAUGGGACUUGAUUUGCGAUGGAGUCUGGCGGAUCGAUUGUAUGGUGUUUCUGGAGUAUGGAUUACAUGAUUAUUGAUUAGCAGAGUUGAGACGGGUAUCGCUGAGAAUAGCAAUACAAGUAUAUUAUAUUUAA